AUGAAAUCAUUGGUACGAGUAAAUAAAUAUCUCACAAUCUGUAUCACACGUUUGAGCGACAUUACGUUCGUUGGUAUGGCGUUUGCUGUUCCUUCUUCGUCAGGCGUUGAAUUAUGGUCAUGCAAAUUUUGCUCAUUUUUCAAUACGGUUUCAAUUUCUUCAAUUUGUCAUAUGUGUCAAAAAGACAAUGGUGUGACUGUAACUAAAAACAGUACGGUUUGGUCAUGUUGUACAAACGAUCGAAGUAAUCAAACCAAUCAAAUUGCGUCUCACGAUGGAAUAUCAGCGCCAAUCAAACCAGAGUUGCAGAGAUCAUUAUCCACCAAUAUUUCUUCACUGAGUGCCAUAGAACGACAAAAGCAAGAUGAAAUCGAUGCGCAAUGUAAGCUUAUUGAUAUUAUUCAAUACUGUCAAGAGAACCGUAUUCAUUUCGUCGAUGAUCAAUUUUUACCAUCGAAUCGUUCAAUAGGUGCUGAACCACCGAUUGCAUCUGUUUCUCAAUGGUUACGAAUUCGCGAAAUAUCAUCAGACAAUAAUAAUUCAAAGGAACUAUGGACAGUUAUGUCAAAUCCACAUCCAAAUGAUAUUGCACAAGGCUAUUUAGGAGAUUGCUGGCUUAUGGCUGCACUAGCACUUAUUACUGAGAGACCAGAUAUACUUUCUCAUAUUCUUCUUACACCAAUAAUAAAUGAAGAAGGUGUGUACUUAGUGCGUAUAUGUCACAAUGGACUGUGGAAAAUAGUACUGAUUGAUGACUGCUUCCCGUGCACUAAAAAUAAGCGACUUGUAUUUGCAAAGGCUAGACACCGACAGCUUUUUGUUCCAUUGAUUGAGAAAGCAUGCGCAAAAAUAUGGGGUUCUUACAACAAGCUGACUGGUGGUUUCAUGUAUGAAGCAUUACAUCUCCUAACAGGUGCUCCUUCUGAGAAAAUACAAUUAAAUGUGACAGCAAAUGACGAUAAUGAUAAUAGGGACUUACUGUGGGCCAAACUAGUUUCGGCAUGUGAAGCCAAUCUUUUGAUGGGCGCGUCAACAGGCAAUAGCGAUCUACCUGCCGAGGAAUAUCAACGUGUACACCUGAGCCGUAAUCAUGUAUUUUCAGUGCUGGCAUAUCAUGAUCUAUCGUAUACAGAACGUUUCCUUCUACUUCGAGAUCCUCAUGGUAGUUCAAAAUAUACGGAUGAUUUUAUCUGCCCAGACAUACUUCAACAACUUCAGCAGAUUAAAACUGCUGAAGCAAUAAAUGGAACUUUUUGGAUGUCCUGGCUGGUAUUUCUAAGAUUUUUUGGUUCAUUGAUUAUAUGCGCAUAUCGCGAUAAUCUCUUUGAUGUACGAUACGAAGGAAAAUUCACUAGACAUUCGGCUCAAACAGUGCAAGCAUACUAUUUUCAUGUCGAAAAGUCAACAACAAUAACAAUGGGCCUUUUUCAUCAGCGCUCCGAUCGAGAAAAAGAUAACUACCGACACACACAAGCGUUCGUACUUUGUGAUAUUUUAAACACUGAAAUUGGUCAGCGAGAAACUGUUUUACGUAGUAGUCGAAGUGCAUAUACUGAGUGGACAGGAACAUUAUCGUCAGGUGCUUACGUACUUAUUCCAUUUUCGACUUCCUACUGGCAUCGAGAAACAAACAAUGAGGCGGAGGAGGAGGAUGAAAUUAAUUACACAGUAGUGAUUCAUUCAUCAACUAAACUAGACAUACUUAUUACAGAGGAAUCAGGAAAAGUAUUGGCUGAUUGUCUUAUUGCUAAUAUCGUACAACAUCAUCGAAUAAUAAAAAAGAGUUCCAAUUACACUUUAUAUAUUUCCAAAGAGCCUGGUGCCUAUUUGAUUCCAAUUGUUGGUGAGAAUACAUCCACUGAGCAUGCACUUAAUGUUGAUAUUGAUGUAUCUAAAUCGUUAAAUAUUCGCCAUUCUCGCAACACAUCAAUUACAUUUGAUUCGAUUCCAUCGCAGCACCGUCAAAUUCACCUUCUAGUCGAUUAUAUCUAUAAGAGUGGCGAAAACACACGUUAUCGAUACACAUAUUUAUGUGCUCAUAAUGCAGCUGAACGACGACCAACACAACCCAACAUAAGUAGAGCAGAUGAUAUACAUGCUGCACGACCUAUAUAUCAUGGAAAGAAAUCUUAG
Messenger RNA from Adineta ricciae, 2133 nucleotides. The record is from the annotation of a GenBank genome assembly. Lineage: Eukaryota; Metazoa; Rotifera; Eurotatoria; Adinetida; Adinetidae.